Messenger RNA from Passer montanus (Eurasian tree sparrow), 1182 nucleotides. It is a transcript of the gene TTC1, whose product is annotated as tetratricopeptide repeat domain 1. Gene Ontology annotation, molecular function: protein binding. Bases 266 to 1009 code for a protein of 247 amino acids. NCBI's taxonomy places the organism in Eukaryota, Metazoa, Chordata, Aves, Passeriformes, Passeridae. The record is from RefSeq and is a predicted model, not a curated record. The transcript has 7 exons.
CCAGAGCCCUGGGCAGGGCUGAGCCCAGCAGUUCCCUGCCCUGGGCAGUGCCAGCCCCGGGCAGAGCCCAGAGAGGGGCUGGGGUCUCCCCCCGGGGUGUUCCCCAUCCCCCCUGUGCCCUGGUGUGGGAAUGCAGGGGUGGCCCCAGGGCCCCCUGUGGUUCCCUCCCUCCCCGGGUGCUGGGAUUCGUUUGCUGAUGGCUGUUAAUGAUGAUAAUUGAGUGUCACUCCUUUCUCAUCUCCACAACCCCUCCCAGCAGCCCAGCAUGGAAGAAUUCAAAGCUGCGAGCCCGCUUGAGGAGUCACUGCACCACCUGAAGCUGUCGGAGCAGAAGGCUCCAGAGACUGGCCCCAGAGAUGCCCAGCACCCCCAGAGCCUGGGCAGGGGCUGUGCCCCCUCCCCAGGCCAGGAGCCUGCAGAGGAGUGCUUCCAUGACUGCCAGGACUCCUUUGAGGCCAAGGCAGCUGUGCUGGAUGAUGAAGGGAACGUUCAGGAUGACGGCAGCAGCUCCAGGAAGCAGACAGAGCUAGAGGAAGAAUACUUGCUAGAGCUAGAGAAAGAUAUGCCAGAGGAGGAGAAACAGAAAAGAAGAAAGGAGAGCACGGGGCUGAAGGAGAAGGGAAAUGAGCACUUCAAGAAAGGAGAUUAUGGAGAGGCAGAAGAAUCCUACACCAAGGCUCUGCAGAUCUGCCCAGCCUGCUUCCAGAAGGACAGGGCUGUUCUGUUCUCCAACAGAGCUGCUGCAAAAAUGAAACAGGACAAGAGAGAGGCUGCCCUCACUGACUGCACCAAAGCUGUGGAAUUAGACCCUCACUAUGUCAGAGCUUUGCUGAGGAGAGCAGAACUCUAUGAAAAAACAGAAAAAUUAGAUGAAGCUCUGGAAGAUUAUAAGGCAGUCCUAGAAAAAGACCCCUCAGUUCACCAAGCCAGAGAAGCUUGCAUGAGAUUACCACAGCAAAUCGAGGAGAGGAAUGAAAAAUUAAAGAAAGAAAUGUUGGGUGUACCUUAAAAAAAAAAUGUACAAAGAGGUGAAUCCUACCUGAGCUGCUGCUGGACUGGCUUUGGCCACAUCCCUGAACCACCUCAUCUGUGAAUUCCCAUUAAAAAAAUCACGUUGAAGGAAACUUGUGUCUCCCCACCCAUUUGCUUUGGUGGCUCAGGGGUAAGGCUGUCUUUUUCCAG